This is a messenger RNA of Manihot esculenta (cassava), 1148 nucleotides long. RefSeq names its product late embryogenesis abundant protein D-34. Lineage: Eukaryota; Viridiplantae; Streptophyta; Magnoliopsida; Malpighiales; Euphorbiaceae. The record is from RefSeq and is a predicted model, not a curated record. The transcript has 3 exons. The coding region runs from base 255 to 1025 and encodes 256 amino acids.
UACAGGUGCCAAAUUAUACACUUACUUCCUUGCCAAAUGUCACAGAAACUGCCUCACCAGAAGCAUAGACGCAUGAAAUCAGCCACCACUUGUCAAACUAUCUUCCUCGUCACCAACACGUUUCAGUUUCUGUCUCAGGAUAUUUAAAUUCACUCAUCCUCCCAUUACUCGUCUCACCAACAUUCCAAAGAGCUUUUUAAUCAGUUGCGCACCCUUCAAUUCUUAAGCCUAGAUUCCAGAAGCAACCAAAGAAAAUGAGCCAGGAACAAGCACGACCUCCUCAAUCCGACAGAGAUCCAAUCAAAUACGGUGACGUUUUCAAUGUGAAAGGAGAUUUGGCCUCCAAAACCAUUGCACCAAGAGACGCAGCCACCAUGCAGGCUGCUGAAAGCCGCGUCCUGGGAGAGACUCGGAAGGGUGGACCUGCCUCCACCGUGCAAUCCGCAGCAAGAGUGAACAUGAGAGAAGGUUUCAUUGGUGGUGAUGAUGCUACUGACGUCGCCAGAGACCCUGGCACGAAAGUUGCAGAAAGAAAUAUUGGUGAUGACCGUAUUAUCACUGAAAAAAUAGCUGGACAGGUGGUGGCGCAAGAUAUUGAACCAAGGGUGGAAAGGACGACUCCAGGGUCAACUCUUGACCCUGAGGUAGUCACAAUCGGCGAGGCUCUAGAGGCAGCAGCUAUUUCGGCGGGUGAAAAACCAGUUGACCAGAGUGAUGCAGCCGCUAUACAAGCUGCUGAGGUGAGAGCAACCGGAAUUAACGAGGUAUUACCCGGAGGAAUAGGUGCAGAAGCUCAGUCUGCAGCGAAUCUCAAUUUAAGGGCUAUCCGCGACGAAGAUAAGAUAACGCUGUCUGAUGUUCUAGGGGACGCCACAUCGAAGUUGCCAGCAGACAAGGCAGUAACGCGAGAAGAUGCUGAAGGGGUAAUUGCAGCGGAGGUCAGAAACAAGCCAGACAGGCAGGCAACGCCUGGAGGGGUGGCGGCGUCUCUUGCAGCAGCAACUAGGUUUUAUGGGAAUAAAUGAUAAUGAUAUGUAGUUAUGAGGAGAUGGAUGUAAAUAGGAGUUUCAAAGUGGGACAGUAUCAGACUUCUAUUGUCCCAAAAGAUGUAUGCUUGCAAUAAAACUAAUGAAGGAUCGAGUAGCAGG